Molecule: messenger RNA, 1473 nt
Organism: Chrysochloris asiatica (Cape golden mole)
Lineage: Eukaryota; Metazoa; Chordata; Mammalia; Afrosoricida; Chrysochloridae
Gene: THNSL2
Product: threonine synthase-like 2 (S. cerevisiae)
Exons: 8
Coding region: 1-1473 (490 amino acids)
Biological process (GO): dephosphorylation; 2-oxobutyrate biosynthetic process
Molecular function (GO): pyridoxal phosphate binding
Source: RefSeq, a predicted model, not a curated record
AUGUGGUACGUCAGCACUCGGGGAAUGGCCCCCCGAGUGAACUUUGAGGGGGCCCUCUUCUCUGGCUAUGCAUCCGAUGGGGGCCUCUUCAUGCCUGAGAUGCUCCCACAGCUGGAUAGAGAGACCCUUCGUAAGUGGAGCAUGCUAUCCUACCCUGACUUGGUGAAGGAACUGUGCGCCCUAUUCAUUGGCCCCGAACUCAUUACAAGAGAUGAUUUACACGAUCUGAUCCAUCGGGCCUUCAGCAGAUUCCGGCACCAAGAGGUUGUCCAUCUGUCCAAGUUGAGGAAUGGGCUGAAUGUGUUGGAGCUGUGGCAUGGAGUCACGUAUGCAUUUAAAGACCUGUCCCUGAGCUGCACAGGACAGUUCCUGCAGUAUUUCCUGGAGAAGAGGGAGAAGCAUGUCACGGUGGUUGUAGGAACUUCUGGGGACACAGGGAGUGCUGCCAUUGAGAGUGUUCAAGGAGCAAAGAAUGUGGACAUCAUCGUUUUGUUACCCAAGGGUCACUGCUCCAAGAUUCAGGAGCUCCAGAUGACGACGGUGCUGAAGGAGAAUGUUCACGUGUUUGGAGUGGAGGGAAACAGCGAUGAGCUUGAUGAACCCAUCAAGACCGUGUUUGCCGAUGUGGGUUUUGUCAAGAAGCACAAUCUGAUGAGCCUUAAUUCCAUCAACUGGUCCCGGGUCCUCAUUCAGAUGGCCCACCACUUCUUUGCCUACUUUCGGUGUGCACCAUCCAUGGACAUGGACCCCCUGCCCCUUGUGGAGGUGGUUGUGCCAACUGGGGCUGCUGGCAACCUUGCAGCUGGAUGUAUUGCUCAGAAGAUGGGCCUGCCCAUCAGCCUGGUUGCAGCAGUGAACCACAAUGACAUCAUCCACAGGACUGUCCAGCAGGGGGACUUCUCUCUGUCCAAGGCUGUCAAACCAACCUUGGCAUCAGCUAUGGACAUCCAGGUGCCCUACAACAUGGAGAGGAUCUUCUGGCUGCUGUCCGGCUCUGACAGCCAGACGACAAGAGCGCUCAUGGAGCAGUUUGAAAGAACCCAAAGUCUGAGCCUGCCCAAAGAACUACACAACAAGCUUUCAGCGACUGUGACGUCUGAGUCAGUGUCGGAUGAGGCCAUUACCCAGACCAUGGCUCGAUGCUGGGAAGAGAACCAGUACUUGCUGUGUCCUCACUCGGCAGUGGCCGUGAGCUACCAUUACCAGCAGAUGGAUAGGCAGCAGUCCAGCAGCACUCUCAGGUGCUGCCUGGCCCCUGCCUCUGCAGCCAAGUUCCCAGAAGCUGCCCUGGCAGCUGAGCUGAACCUGGAGGUUCCUGAGGAAAUCCUGGCCUUGGAGCUCAAGGAGACACGCUGCACUCCAAUGAGGAGAGAUGAUGACUGGACACAGAUGCUUCUGGGCACCAUUGAGGCCCUAAGCGGGCAGUGGAGGGGCUGUGCCCAGGACUCCUCAGAGCAGCCAGGCUGGAGAUGA